CCUUUACUGCUGCGCCGCUCUCACGCCCUUUUCCCUUCCAUGAAAAGCUCUAUAGUUAUUUUUUACUCCGUCUCUGGUGCCCAGUUUCCACUUCCAGCACGCUCGAGUGUCCACUCGAGAGGUCCUCGACUUCAAGAAACUCGUUCGAUAGCCCGAGGGUGGUGCAGGGCGUUUCAACCCUGACGCUAACUCGGCCUUGCUCCCUCGGACGGUGGUGAGCUGCGAGAUUGACAGGACGAAGCGGUUUUCCCGUGGACGAGCAGAAAUUUCCGGACCGACACGCGGCCGGACGAUGUCACUGUGAAGACGUACGUGCGACGACUCGUCGGACACUUUGCGAUGUGAAUUUCGGCAUAAACUUCCUUCAGGACGUACAAAUCUAGCGCGAUGGCUCACGGUGGAGGCGCGAGCAGCGUCCUGUCGUCGGACAUCAGCCGCAGAAACCCACAGGACGAAUACGAACUCAUCCAACGAAUCGGCAGUGGCACGUACGGAGACGUCUACAAGGCCAAGCGAAUCAAUACUAAUGAAUUUGCUGCAAUCAAAGUAAUCAAACUGGAGCCCGGUGACGACUUCGGUAUUAUACAACAGGAGAUCCUGAUGAUGAAGGACUGCAGACACCCAAACGUAAUUGCCUACUAUGGCAGCUACCUGCGCAAAGACAAACUGUGGAUCUGCAUGGAGUAUUGCGGUGGAGGAUCUUUGCAGGACAUUUAUCACAUUACUGGUCCCUUGAGUGAAUCGCAAAUUGCCUACAUGUGCAAAGAGACACUGCAUGGUCUGUCGUACUUGCACGCCAUGUGCAAAAUGCACCGGGACAUCAAGGGCGCCAACAUCCUGCUAACUGAGGCGGGCGACGUCAAGCUGGCGGACUUUGGCGUCUCAGCCCAAAUCACGGCCACCAUCAACAAGCGAAAGUCUUUCAUUGGCACGCCGUACUGGAUGGCGCCUGAGGUGGCGGCUGUUGAGCGCAAAGGCGGCUACAACCACCUGUGCGACAUUUGGGCCGUCGGCAUCACGGCCAUCGAGUUGGCCGAGCUGCAGCCGCCCAUGUUUGACCUGCACCCAAUGCGCGCCCUUUUCCUCAUGUCCAAGAGUGGCUUCAAACCGCCCACGCUCAAGGACAAGGACAAGUGGAGUCCCACUUUCCACAAUUUUGUUAAGACAGCACUGACUAAGAAUCCAAAGAAAAGACCGACGGCUGAACGCCUUUUAUUGCAUGCAUUUUUUAGCGGAGAUUUAACUAAGCGACUGGCUCUUGAGCUUUUGCAGAGGGUCAGCAACCCACCUCACAUGUUCUCAGAACUGGAUUUAGACGAAGAAGGGGCUGUGUCAUCAAAUGUACCACAAAGAAUAUCAUCAAGAACAACCGUUACAGUACAACAAAGAAACAUAGAGCAAGGCAGUGUUGCUGACCAAAUCCACGGACUGAUCACGCCAUCCCCGCCGCCACCUCUUCCGACAACUGCUCCCCCUGUUUUGCAUCCGUCAGAAGUUUCGCGGCCGUGGGACAUUCUGAACAUCAGCAGUCCUCCUGUGAGCCACACCCAUUGCGAGGCACACAACGACUGGCUCCGGACUAGCAUUCUUGACGAGCACAAUGAAAAGAGCUUGCUCCAGUAUAUUGACGAGGAGCUGGUCUUGAGGGGAAGCACGGCCACCUUGCAGGCUGGCAGAUAUUCUCAGCACGCAACAUUGCUGGCCGGGGAGCCUUGUGAUUCAACUAGUCAAGCAGAAAAGACCUCAAGUGGUUCAGCAAAUAAUCGAAGACACAGUGCGUGUGGUGGUGACCUCGAAGAUGAGGGCCACUUGGACCCACACGCCUUACCAGGGUACGGUCAUCAAGGGCCGCGGCAACGCUCGAUGAGUGACAGCUUUGGCACCCCCAACAAUGGAGACCUCAAUGGCUCCUGCCGCGACUUAGAAAAUGAGGGAGGCGACAUUCUGCCCAACACUCCUCCCAUUCCACCAACAAGGAGGAAUCGGCGUCGACACACCCCACCCAGAACAGUCACCAACGGACUUCCACCUACGCCCAAAGUCCACAUGGGCGCCUGUUUCUCAAAAGUGUUCAAUGGUUGUCCUCUGCAUGUCCACUGCUCGGCCAGCUGGAUCCACCCUGAGACAAGGGACCAGCACAUCCUGAUGGGGGCUGAUGAGGGCAUCUACAUUUUGAAUUUGACUGAGCUGCAUGACGCUGCCAUCGAUCAGAUUUAUCCCAGGCGGACAAUCUGGUUGCAUGUCAUCAAAGACGUUCUCAUGUCGCUUUCAGGCAAAACACCUCAACUGUAUAGACACGACCUUUUGUCCCUUACUUCAAAGCAGUCGCGUCGCUUCUCCCUGACGCGCAUCCCAGAGCGGCUGGUGCCGCGCAAAUUCGCGCUCACCACCAAAGUGCCUGACACGCGUGGUUGCAUGCGCUGCUGCGUCGGCCGCAACCCCUACAAUGGCUACAAGUACUUGUGUGGCGCUGUCCCUUCCUCCGGCAUCUUCCUUAUGCAGUGGUACGAUCCACUGAAUAAAUUUAUGUUGUUGAAGGUAAGCCUUUGUAUUAAGAUAAUAAAUUUGGAAAAAAAAAUUCUGUUAUCUGACCAGCAUUUCGAGUGCAACCUGCCGUCGCCACUCAAUGUUUUUGAAAUGAUCAUCACACCUGAACUUGAAUACCCAAUGGUGUGUGUCAAUGUUAAGCAGACUUACAAUUCUGAUGGGCUCAAGCUGGACUUGAUAAAUAUGAACACAGGUGCCAGUUGGUUCCAUUCCGACGAGAUGGAGGAUAUGGACGGCACAGCAACCGUGAUUCCCCGCCGAGAAAAUCUUCAUGUUGUUGGUGUCCACCAGAUGGACGGUGAUGCUAUAGUUGUUUGUUACGAAGGCAAAGUUAAAGUUGUGACUCCUCAAGGGAAACUCCGUGUGAGCAAGAAACUUGUUUCUGAGCUCAAUUUCAAUUUUAAAAUUGACUCCAUAGUCUGCUUGCCGGAUAGCAUUCUGGCGUUUCACAAGCAUGGCAUGACGGGUCGAAGCUUCAAAAAUGGAGAUAUUACCCAGGAAAUUGUUGACCAGAGUCGGAAUUACCGGCUGCUGGGGUCUGACAAGGUUGUUGUACUGGAGAGCCAAAGAGUUCAACCAUUGACGAGAGAGGGAACUUUGACUGAUGAAGGCAAAGACCUGCACAUGCUGGCCGGCCAUGAGGCCAGUUAUUGAAUGCAGGACACCGUAUCAAGGUCUUUGAUGAAGAAAUUUGCCAAGAAAUGUGAUGAACUUGUCGGACGACAUGCUGUUUAAUUAUUUGACGGCUCAUGCUGAUUUUCACGCCAAAGGGCUGACGACCAGUUGCAGCCAUUUUACCUUUUCACACACACUAAUUUUCUCUUUUAUUGUACAUUUUUUUUUGCACAAUUCAUGCUCAAUACUAAAUCUACCUAGUGCCAAGUAUCCUCCUCAUUUCACAUUGACUCGUCUUUUUGAAAUAAUUCCAGUCGACUUUGCGCCCCAUAAUCAACCAUCUGCUGGCCAUUUAGACACCCAGCAGACACCCACUGCUCAACAUAAAAAUAAUUCAUGUUGCAUUUCGUUUGUUUUUCUGUAUCUGCAUGUUUCGAGGUAAUAUUCCCCUUGAGUAAUGUUGAACCCGCAUGAUAUUGUAAAUAAUAUUGUUCUUGCUAAAUUAUUAGACUUUAUGAGAAAAAUCAACAAAAUAUUAUUAUAAAAAAGUAUAUAUCACACUAGCAUUAAGACAAAAAAGGAUUUUAAAAGAGCAUUACAAGCAUAAAAAUAUGAUCACUGUUAGCACUACAGCCCAUUUCAAUGUGUAAUAAUUCAUCCUUGACAGGAAACAAAGUGGAUUUCUUACCUGGAGAUGCUUUCCCCAGUUAUAUCAUUCCCGUUGUUUAAGACUUAAAUGGUCAAAAUUAAUACAAGUACUUCAAUUCCUGAUAUAUUACUUGAUGCAGGUGGAGAGAUAACCAACAGGCUUUAAUUGGAUUUUGUCAAUUCUUGCCGGCACACGAGUUCCUUUUCCUGAUUUUGUGUGAAAAACAAUAUUAUAAUUAGAUCCGAUUGAAGUGGCAUUUAUUAAUCAUGUAAGACUUCACACAACAAAAUAUUAUUUUAUUCUCGUUUGGUGCUUAAAUCUUGCAUCAGUCGACUAAUAAAUUUUUAUUAGGCCUGUUGUGUUGUACAUCUCCGACCGGUUUGAUCUAUCUCGAGUAGCACAUCAUUGCAGUAUCCUUGCAUAUCUAGUCUAGCUGUUUUAAGUCCUGAUCAUGUCUAAUAAAACUACAUGAAUGAGCUGGUACGGGUCGCUUUCUUUCAUUUCAUCAUCUCAUCACGCCUUUAGUUGUUUUAGUUAACAAAUUAUCUUUAUUGACUGAAGAGCAUAAAUUUAUCAACAGAUGAUAUCAUAAGGAGAUUUACAAAAGACAAGAAUGGUUCGUUUUUCACUAUGUAAUAUUACGAAGUAUUCGCCACUGGCAAUUCCGCUGCCGGCGGCAUGUCGCCGUAACAGUGUUUGGCCCGCGGAUCACGGUACGAGUUUUCGUGCUGCACACUUUGCGAACUGGUGCGGCACUUUGCGAGGCACAACUCAAAGUGGUCCGACACUGACGCGAACAGGACGUUCAUAGUCUCCGAUGCUUUCCCCAGCACCGACUGAAGUACAUUUUUCUGCAACAAAAACACCAAUGUUAACCAUCAUUAUUAAAUAACAUUAAAUUUUGAAAAUUGUUAAGAAUUAAAAAUAUCUUUUAACUAUAAACAAUUUUUUUUAACUCGGGCACUCUUACUUUGUCUGGGUGGAGACAACAAGAAAUGCAAUGUUCGUAGAUGCUGCAGCAGUGGUUAUCCUUGCACGUUUCACAUGAGUAUCUUUUAGUCGUAUCUAAAAGUGUAUCACAGCAGCCAGAAGGUAAAAUGUUCCCUCGCAAACAAAUGUAGCCUAA
This is a messenger RNA of Neocloeon triangulifer, 4937 nucleotides long. It is a transcript of the gene hppy, whose product is annotated as mitogen-activated protein kinase kinase kinase kinase 5. NCBI's taxonomy places the organism in Eukaryota, Metazoa, Arthropoda, Insecta, Ephemeroptera, Baetidae. The record is from RefSeq and is a predicted model, not a curated record. Gene Ontology annotation, biological process: protein phosphorylation. Gene Ontology annotation, molecular function: MAP kinase kinase kinase kinase activity; ATP binding. The transcript is spliced from 17 exons. The coding region runs from base 388 to 3201 and encodes 937 amino acids.